This is a messenger RNA of Menidia menidia (Atlantic silverside), 879 nucleotides long. The record is from the annotation of a GenBank genome assembly. NCBI's taxonomy places the organism in Eukaryota, Metazoa, Chordata, Actinopteri, Atheriniformes, Atherinopsidae.
AUGACGCAACGCAGCGUAUGGAUAGACCGAAUCAUGAGCGGAACACAACGUGGAAGAGGCGGCUCUUCUGCCCGCUUCGGUGCGCUCUUGGAGCGGAAUGCUCACGGGACAGCAGCUCCUGUAAUCAGGCACCCCAGUAGUGACAGGUUGAAGCUGGAGGUGCUGCUGUGGGUUCUCGUCUCUCUGCUGCCUGUAGUGGAAGGUGCCCAUAUGAGAGUUGCUGCCUCUAGUGGUGUAUCAGAUUCAGGCCAUGCUGUGGGCCUGCUGGGAGGCCAAGAGGAGAGAGAAUUUCCUGUGACACUGCCAGAGGUUGUGGAGGACAAGGAACAGGAAGAUGACAGCGACCCUUACUCCACUUGGCAUGCUCUUUACGAACCUUUCGUAGUGGGUGAGGUAGAUGACCAUCCCAACCGACGCUGGGUGGGGCGCUCUCCACGCUCCUCUGACCCCACAGAACUUCAACCCAAGGGAUCACAGAAAAAAAAAAAGAAGAGGAAGAAGAAAGAAAAGGAGGAAGAAGAAGAGACGGGAAAUGGCGAUCGGAAGGGUAAAAGCCAGCGUCCAAAGCAGAGCAGCAGAGACUGCCGUGUAGAGAAAAGAGAGAUGAGGGUUCGCGACCUGGGACUGGGUUUUGAUUCAGAUGAGAUUGUCCUCUUUAAGUAUUGUGUUGGCUCCUGCCAGUCCUCAAGAACAAACUAUGACCUGGCACUGAAGGCACUCCUGGAAAAUGGCUCGCUGCCUCGACGCACUUCUCGCAAGGUCAGUAACCACCCCUGCUGUCGGCCUGACCGGUAUGAGCCGGUUUCCUUCAUGGACGCCCAGACCACAUGGAGGACCAUCCAGUCCUUGUCUGCUGCCAGCUGCAUGUGCAUGGGCUGA